AUGUAUGGGCUACCCAUGCCAAAAAGCGGCUGUCCAAGGGCAAAUGGAUUUCAAUGGCAAACAGGAUACAUCUACCAGGAUCUCGAGGACGAGGGUAAUGUUACUACUGUCUCACCGAACUCACAGCUCAAAGGCCGCGUCUCGGGUGAUGUCGAACGGUAUUUCUGCAUAAAGGACAACAUAUCAGCAACAGUCGAAAGAAAUCGACCCCGAUGGCCUGCGGGGGAGUAUUGCAUCUAUCAGAAAGGUUCUUAUUGUCCAGAUGGACUGCAGAGUGGGUUUAUAUUAUGGGAUGACGAAGAUGGUGUUAGCGGAACAAACAAAAACGCCCAUGCCGGCGUUCUUCCAAAAGGAGUAUUUGAUAACGACACAAAGAUAUUCUUUUGCUGUAAGAACACCAGAAACGGACAUAAAGAGCCAAUAGAUCUUCCUUUAGUGUCUCCCUUUUACUUGAUGGCGUUUAGACCGCGUUGCCAAGAAGUUCUGUACGCUAUACAUAAGAUGGAAUACAUUGCAUUUGACACAGAAAAUGAUCAUAAUUUUGACCGGAAAUGGUUCCCAUAUCCAUACGGAGCCGACUUCUCCCCACCGACAAUACAUUACUGUUACUAUAGAGGUACCAGGCUCUCUUAUCAUCAAAUUGUGGUUUGUAACAACUAGUCAUGAUAAAAUACAUCUGAUAGCCUGGAGCGCUCACGCAGUAGCAACUGAGUCGAGAAAAGAAACUUCGAAUUACUCUUGCUACACCUGGGACAGGUUACAAAUUUUAGCACAUUUCGUAGCCUGUAUGGCAGUCUUUUCACUGUCCUUUACACAAAAAGCCAUAUGUUUAUGCUUGCUACCCACUUGGGUCAAGCUUCUCAUCCUAAAAAUUGUUCAAAGGAAACAAACGGAGUCAGAGAGGGACGGAUAUGCGUCCUUCCUGUCUGUUGUCAGCUCUCUUGUUGGAUUGAUUUUGAAGGCCAACAACUCAGUUUCCAUCCUACAAUGCCACUCAUAUUUCAUCUUCUGAAUAAGGCCUGGAUGUUCACGCUUGUGUGACAAUCGGUUUUCGACUUUCUUACCUAAUCUCCUUCCUCAUAAGCCUGCCUGUAACGAUCCGAAAGAAAAAAAAAAUUAACUUUUUUGUAGCUCGAACUAAUAGAUCAACUGAAGGACGUCAUCGACAUUAAAUGCUCGUAAUGACAGUAAAAGGCAAUUGUCUUGUAAACGACCCCUCUAAACCCAGACCUUACUUAGCAAGGUAAUGUUCGAUGGAUGUGGUCUUUCAAUCCAAGUGUAACAUCAUUUUCAAAAGGGAAAAAAGGCUUAAGACUUUCUAUAUGUUCAACACUUGUUAGGGACUCAAUACAAUAUUUCAACCCUCAACGUAGUAGACUUCACUAAGCUACACCCUUAAACUUCGAGGUAGAAUUAUUGGUCAAUAUUUAAACAUUUUUUCACAACUUAGUCUUCCUUUCAUUCGAACAGAGUGCACGCAGACAAUGACAGCACUGAAUGGCACAUUCCGCAGUCCAUACUAUCCACAAAACUAUAACAACAAGGCCUGGUGCAAGUGGCAUAUUGAGGUCCCUUGGAAUUACGCUAUUCUGAUCACUUUUGAUGACGUCAGUUUAGAGUCCGGUUGCUGUUGGUGUGACUAUGUCGACGUGUUGGAAACACUAAUGAACGGAACAACAGUGUUGAUUGGUUCAGUCUGUGACAUGACAACGCCUCAAUUAAAUUCCAGUGAAAACAACGUUACGGUUAUUUUUCGAUCAGAUUUUAGUCAGUCAGGCAAAGGAUUUCGUGCCAGGUACCAAGCUAUAAAGAUUAGGGGUAAGCCUCAAAAAACCUUAAACAUUUAGACAUCCGAUAACUUACAUAGCUACAUUUGACUCUCUCGAAAAAGAGUGAUGUUUUUGUAUGCUUAUAAUUUUCCAGGUCAUUUGCCUUUUGAUAAAGUGAUCGGAGACGGAUGUGCUUACGAAAGGCAAAAGUAUACAGUAGCCUUAACAUGAAACUGAGGUUUUGAUAUGAUUUCUAAGGCUUAACUUAAAAACCAUUAACGGAAAUACGUUUAAAAAAAAUUGAAAUGUGAGGGCGUAGCAUGGAGUGACCGCAAGGUUCAUAGAAGUCCCCUCUUUUUGAGGAAAAGGUUAUAAAUACCUCACACUAACCGAGUUGAUGGUUCACACUUAAGUUUUCUCCGCUGCGAUUUGCUCUUUGGCCACGAAAGUCAUAACUUUUUUGAAGUUACUUCGGGGGAGGGAAGGGGUAAAAUGAGAGACUUUGUCCACACAAACAGUUUUCUACUUUAACGAGCUGCUCAGUAGAGUACAGCUCGCAAAAUUGACCGAUAUAAGAGCACGUAAUAACUGUGAUGAUAGCUAUUAGUUUAAAGCGAAUAUGCAAUCUAAUCAGAAUGUCACAAUCUGAUUGGCUACGCUACCCGCUAUCUAUUGCGUAAUAGAGAGUAAGUAGAGUGACUAGCCUAACAGCAAGCGGUUGCAAACAUAAUAACAAAAAUAUGCGCUUGGGUUGUUGUUACGUUUUGAAUAACUAGACGAUUUUACUUUAAAAAAUACUUCAACAUUCACUCUCGAUUUUUAUGCUGAAUAGUUCAGUGAUUCGGGCUUUGCCCACAUGACCACUAUAACGCGAUAGAAAUCUCACUAUCAAAUACAGCGUAGUUUAACCAAUUAGUGGAAGAGAAGCUGACAUGCCCUCAAAUAGCAAUAAGCUGGGCUACGGAUCCUAUUCUAGAAUAUUCUGUAUAUGCCACAAACAUAAAAAUAUGCUACUUUUCUUAACACAGCAGCCAAAACAACUACUAGCACAACCCUUGCCUCAACUCAGACAAACAUGGUCAAAGACAAAGUAACCACAACGUCAUCAAGCGAAGAGAUCACUCAAGAGAUAUCUUCUACAAGAGAGAGCAAACUCAGUUCUCAAGAAAAAACAGAUCCCACCUCCAUGACGAGAGGAGAAGGUUUGUCUGACACCUUGGACGAUGGAAGAGAGUCUGAGUCAAACACCUCCCUAAUUGCUGGAUUAAUUGCAGCUUUGGUAGUAAUUUGUGCGAUAUUCGCAAUAGCUUUGUUUUGUUUUCACAGAAAGCGGUAAGUUCAACCUUUUGUUAUCGAUAUUAUAUCCUUAGCCCUUUACCUCCCAUGAGUGACCAAGAAUUUCUCCUUACAAUAAAAAUACAAUAUCAAGCAUAGAAGUGAGGAGAAUAAAGAAAAAUAUCAAUUUGGAGAUUAUUAGUUGAUCCAAUAUCAAAUUGUUAUCAUGAGAAUUGUUAAGCAGACAGUAAAGAUAAUUACAGUUUUUUCAUUUAAAAUCAUGAAGUGCUAAUGUGAAGUUUUGCCACCUUCGCAAGCGUACAUAGCAAGUCGUAUAGGAAUCUCUCAUAAUUUACUUUUCUGAUCUCACUUUGAACUCAACUAUCGAUUGUGAACGGCACCUUUAGAGUAAGCUAGAUGUACGGAAAAUCUUUACAAAAGUUUGCACACCGUUAGUGAAGCAAACUAUAUGUUUCAUCCAGUUUUUUUUUUUCUUUUUUUGGAUUUUCAAAUUUACUGCAGGCGUAGUAGGGAAAAUCAAAACAACCGGAACACACCUGCAGUGAGCUUUCAACCGGACGUGAAAGCAGUCUCCAUUUACGCCACCCCAACGGAUGUGUGUAACACGAGGUAAAACCUGUGAAAGUUUGUGGCCAGGGUUACAAUUCGACAUUUCUUUAUCACUGAUGGUCGUGUCGCUUCUACUUCACUACCUGCAUCUGCCGUAAAUCCUAAAAUUGUCGCGCCCGGUGAGCUUUUUUCAAAGUCAGGUUGAGAGGGAGCGACGGGGCUUGUAACGUGUGUGUAUAUGAAGAAUCUUAUCAAACACAUACUUGCAUGUUUUUCUGCUUUCAGUUCUGGCUGUGAUGAAGAAGAAAAUGAUAAUCGUUACACAUAUGUCGACCCACCUGGAAUGUAUAAUAACAGGUUAAACUAGUUUGCCAAUUUUAUUGAUCAAAUCCAAACACUCAAAUUGUACGCUUUUCCACAAAAUGUGAUUCGAAAUUGCCUUCUUUCAGCAAUGAAACAGUGAAGGAAAGCGACAACCCAUUGUACGAAAGGUGAGUUCGCAUUUUAUCUCUUCACGAAGCUCAGUUCACCUUCAGUAUUUUACUUUAAUAAGUCAAGACUGUCUGAUCUUAAGGAUCGAUGUGUGGCACAGGCAUGCAUGUUUAGCAAUAUUUCCGGCCACAUAGAGGGAGUGGUCAAUUCAAAUUAAGCUACAAUCUUGACCAAACAUUAUCAAGACAACCUCUUAAAAACACACGGAGAAAAUCCAUACUUUAAACCCGCUGAUGUACACAUUACAUAAAUCAGUAAUGUUUGUGUUUUAAAAGUGAUAAGCCAUUAAUGUUGACAGCGGUGGUGGUGAUCAGAGGUAUGAGUUAAUAUCCAGUGGGGAAGGUUGAAAGAACUUCGAAACAAAAAACAUAAUAUAUGCGUUCUUUCACAGAAGUUUCCUGCAACCAAUUUUCCAAGGAGUAAUAAACUGAGUUAUAUGAAUCGAUCUUUAAGGCAAUCCAAUGGAAGCGUUCUCGAAAUACAGAAACAAUAAGAAAUAUUUUGGUCGCUGAUUUUAAAAAUAAGGAGCAUUCUAGUGUCAAAAAGUAAUUCCCAUCAUUUUCACCACAUCUCAGUUACGCAUUAGGUAAAACUAUCAAUCGUUAUUCUUUGAAAUUUUGAAUGAACUCAGAGAAGUAGGAAGAUCUUUUGGUUUUCUUUUUCAAUUUUAAUAUUAAAUUAUUCGUUUAUUGAAAUUUGUCUUGUCUUUAAUCAACAAUGAAAGUAUGGCCACCUCUGCAAGAAAUCCCGUCAAACAAAGUGAAAAUCCUCUCUACAUAGGCGGGUUAGCCAAUGAGUAUUCAUACUUUAUAUUUUUUGAAAGACAAGAUCAGUUGGUUUGUUUGUUUGUUGUUUUUAUUUUCAGUAAUUUAUAACUGUUUUUUGUUCUCUCAGUGCUGAAAGCGUGAAGACAGCUGAUGCAGGAAUGUAUGAAAGGUAGGGAAGUAUUCCUCUCUACCUAACACCAGCCCUGGAACAGAAAACUGCCCCCUAAAUCAACCGAUCCCAGCAUGCGCCGUUACUGAGAGACAAAAUCUGAGAGAAACGAUUAAGAGGCCUGAUCGGAAACAGGAGUUCACUACAGACAGCAUAUUCCCGAUUUUCCACUUAAAAAAUACACAUUCAUCAAAAGUGAACUACGCAUUAAAAAGCAAAACUACCAAAUGAUUACAUCAAAUGAAACGUACAUAAAUUAAAUAACAUUAUACCAAGAUCGUUCUUCUUGUGACAGUCUUUCAUUGAGUAAACCAUAACUGCAUUCAAAGGUCAUGGUUCCUAUCAACUGCCCCCUCCCCUCCCCCCACCCUCUAUGGCUUCAAAUACUUUUUUUUUUUACUGUUGUUCUCAAACUUUUUUCAGUUUGGAUCAGCCUGACCCAAAUCGUGAUGAGGGCAUCUACAGUUCACUGUACGAGAGGUAUCUAUCAUAGAUUUAAGUUAAGUGUUUGCCAAUAUCCCAACCUACCAUAAAUCCUCUGGUAAAUCACGGACCAAUUGCAAUGAGUGUCCCCAUUUAUGAACGUCAUCCAGGCACAUGGCGGCAAAUUAUAACAAAUAAUUUAAAAUAUUAGAAUUUACGAAGUUCUAAGGUACUUGGUAAAAUUUCUGGUUUGCUAUGAAGACGAAAAGUCAACCUUAACGCUUUCCUUUGGCGAUUUGUAAGGAUUCAUAAAUACUUCGGAAUACUGAGCACCGAAAAAAAAUCCUGCCAUUUGCCCAAAACUGCAUUGCUUUAAUCUGUUUUCUUUCAUUUAUUGAAUAAACUACACAGUGAAAGUUUCAAAUAAGAUUAAAAUGUUAUUCUCAUUCUUUUGCAUUUUAGGAUGCCUUUAACUUGAAAAAGUUUCAAGGAGCCUGUUACAAGGAAUGACAUCUCUUACUACUAUAUGUAACUUUUUGUUAUGUUAAUCUCUACAAUCAAAGACAAGAAGAUUUGCAGUACAACUGCUAAUUAUUCAUUAAUUUAAGAGAAGCAAUUUGUUUCACAGAAACAUGUAAUCAGCCCCUAAACAAAUAGAGGCAUGUGUCGUUGUAUAAUCGCCUUUGCAGCCGCAUUUUGGUCUCGUCACACAAUGCCCUCUUUCCCGCGUUGCGUGACAAGAUCAAACAAUGCCUCGCAAGGACACUGAUCAUCUUUUCGAUCUCGCUCGACUCUCUGAUUGGAUGUCCAGUCUCAGUAAUUGUCCUGAUGUAGUAUCCACGCUGUUUGCGUAAAGGAAAAGGAAAUAAUCAAUCACGUUGUUGGACCGUUCAUAGAGAUAAUUUAACUCUUACUGUCGUUGAUCAGUAUUUUAUACUGUCAAGUGCCGCCCUCGAAAAACAAAGUUUAUUAUUAUUAUUAUUAUUAUUAUUAUUAUUAUUAUUAUUAUUACGACUGAAACCCAUGCCACGAAUUUGCCAAACGUAACAUACAGCAAGGAAUGUCCGCGCUCUUUAAUCUCAUUUUCUGUUCUGUGGUUUUAUAAUAACAUGGACUCGUAGACUCUUUAUCUUAAGGAGCAAUAGCUGGCGUGGAACAUUUUGGCAGGUAUAAAAUUGGUAACAAUUGAGGAAAACAAAUACGAAAGUAUUUACCUUUUGACAAAAUCAGCUCCGAUAAUAUCAUAGACAUGGUAUCUUAUUCCAAGCUUGGAAUGAGAAUCAAAUUUACGGGUGAGAAGAUCCUGUUUAAGACCAAACGCAAAACAGAGUAAACCCAAGGACAUACAAACACAUGUAAGCUAUAUACCUGCAUAUCGUUUUGGACUGACUUAAAAGUCCAAAGGAUGAGUCAAUUCCACGCUUUCACUAAUCAAGUUAUGGUGAUUAAAAAGAUAUUUACGAUAGAAAAACCCAAAAGCAAAACAAGGUGAAUGAACCCAAGGACAUGCAUAUACAAGUACGCUAUAACUGUACAUCAUUUCGGACUGCCUUGAGUCCAAUGGGUGAGUUAAAGGCAAAGGAAGUUUCUAAGCCGUUCCUGACCUAACAAAGUUGUGAUGAUUUUAAAAACAUUAUAACAGACAAACCCAACAAUUAAGAAAACCAAUAAUAUUUCUUUGAAUUUAGCGCAAUGGCCUAGCAAAACAAAUGUACUUGGGCACAACAAAAUUUGAUGUCAACGUAUGAUCUCAAAGGUUCAUUGAAAAUAUUGAAAAUAAUAGUCAUGUAUUAAUGAUUUAAUAUGCUUCAUCCCUUAACUAUAUUUUUGAGAGUUUGUUUGUUUGUUUUCAUCUGCAUUUUUUCUGGUAUGGUUAUUAUUCUGUUAGCCUAUUCUUAUAAAGGUCUGUCUUUGUAAGUAUGCAUGCAUAUUCUAGGAAAACCCAAUUCAUCACAAAUAAAAUAGUAGUUAAGAAUACAAUCACAUUGUUUUUUUACUCAUUUCUGCUUUUAAUUAUGAGCAAAACUCCCAGGAUUAGUCUACUAAGCAUUUCACUGCACCCUUGCAGCAGUACAAUGAUUACAUGACUAUUUUGUUGUGAUAAAUUUCCGCAUGCUGUGCUCUGAGGGGUGAAAACGCUUUGUGUUCAAGGGUAAAAAAGGACUGUAAGCUACAUGUAUGGUAAGCUGAACUUUUGAUUGUUUCUGCAGUUACUAUCUUUCAAGUUUUCCCCUUAACCCUUUAAACCCUAGGAGUGAUCAGUAUCUAAUUUCUCCUCACAGGAAUACUGCUAUAAACCAUUCAUUAGGAUCAUGAGAAUAAAGGAAAUGAUCGCCAACCUAAGAAGCUUUGAUCUACAAAUGAAUUCUCCUUGUCAGAACCAAAAGAAAAAUAUGGAGAAGAGUUUGGAGAAUAUGGAUACUGAUGUUAGGGUCUAAAGGGUUAAUGUCUUUUAAGCUCUGGCUGCUUUCUGCAUGCUAAUUGCAGCUUUGCAACGGAAAAGAGCACAGUCAAGGCCUUUUCAUGAUUUUACUUUCUUUUUAACAAAUAGUUAAAAUACUAUUAUAGUUUUGGAGAAAAUUACAUAAGGAAAGGAGAAAAUUGAUCAAGCAUUUUAACAUACCUUCUCAAGAAUCUCCCGAUAUUUCCUCUUUUUGAACAUUUGAAUAAGAGCUUUUCUUCCUUAAAAGAAAAUCAACAUUUGUUACAACAUUAAAUUUAACAGUUUUAUGGCAAGUCUUGAGUUACAUCCAUGUAAAUAAAUAUCAGUGAUGACAAUAGUACCAAUAAGAGUAAUGUCCAUAAUAGUAAUGUAAAUAAAAACAAUAAGAAGUAAAGUAAUAAAACUAAUGCACAGGUAGAGUUGACCUAUUUUUUUUCCUACACAAAAAUUUGUUUAUUGAGAAAAUUACUGUCAAGUAACCAGAAGCUAAUAAAAUUCUGGCAAGUUCUGUUGUACAUGUUCCUCAUGUGAGGCCUUUAACCUUAUAACUCUUAUUAGUGAACAAGACAGAAUUUCUCUUCACAAUAUCAACUCGAUAUCAAGCAGAAAAAUGAUGAAAAUAAAUAAAAAUAUCAAUUAGGGGAGUACUAGUUGAUCUAAUACCAAAUUCUCCAAACUAACAUCAUAGGGAUUUUAUGGCAACCAUUAAGGAGAAUUAUUAAUGAGAUCUAGACACCAAAAGCAUAUUCAAGAAUAGCUCGUGGAGAUACUGUGACACUUAAAUGGGGUGAGUAAUGCAAAUAACACACAUCUCCCAUAGUAAUUCACUUUCAUAAAUUAAAAUAGAAAACAUUUUCCCUUUACCAUUAGAGAAGUUUUUCAUAAAGAUUCCUGCACCAGGGAUGGAUAGCCACCAACUUCCCACAUCUCUGGUUGUAAGGAUACCAAUGUUGACCAGUUGCCUAUAAAUCACACCAAAAUGCACAUGAAAUAAUACAAACUUCACAAAUAAAGCAUGGGCUGUGCCGUACGAACCCCAUGUUGUGACUCAAGUCCCAGAAUUUUCUUCCCAUAUUUAGUAUUCUGUUUCAACUACACUUGUGUUCAGAGGAAACCUCUGGAUGUAUCGCGCGGACAGAGGAGGGCAAUAAAACUGAGCGUUUUUCAUAAAAAAAAGCCUGUGUUGGCUGAGAAGCUUUAAGACAAUUCUAGCUAUUUUUGUAAUUAUUUACAGAGGUGGAUUACUUUCUCCACUUUUCGUAAAACGCUAAUUCGACAAUUUGUUUCCUAGCAAUUAGAGAUUAACCAUUGUUGUGCAAUGUAUGAAACCUGACAUGCUGUAUCAAGCGGACGCUAGCAAGCUUAAAAGUUCCGAAGGUGUCCAUUUAGUUCGUGUUUCACUGUGAAAUUUUCAAAAGCCACAAAACUCCAAGCGAGAGUUAAACAAAUUGAUCACUGUACUCAUUUCCUUACUUUUUAAUGAUUUUUGUGUUUUGAUUGAAGUAUGCAGAAUAAGAACCUUUUUACAUUGGAAAGCUGUGGCCGAGAUGAUACAAAAUGUUAAAAAAAAAUUAAGAACAUAUUUCGGGCCAAGAGUCAGCAUCGAACGUAUUCAAUUUGCUUUUUUUUUUUUUUAAUGUUCAUUGUUUUUUCUGUGCUUGUGUUUUUUCUGCUUUAUUUUCCAAUGUUUUGUGUAGUUUCUUUGGGAUGAGUAGCAAGACUACAUGUAAAUAUAUGUGAAAGUGUAAUGUAACCAGCUAACAGGAACAACAAUCCAUAUUUACGUGAUUUAUUGUUUCGUAUUUCGUAUGUUGUUUUUGUUUGUUUGUUUGUUUGUUUGUUUUAAACUUUGACAAUUUGGUAUUCUUAUUGUGUGAUAGAUCGUGGAUCAUCUAAUUUUGAAGUUGUACAAUUCAACUUUGUUUUUAGAACUUUAGAUAUCCGCUCACAUCUGUAUUGAUUUAUGUUAACAUUAUCAUUGGGAAAUUACAAAAAAAUUAAGAACAGCCAGUUUCAGUUACAAAACAGGACACGUUUGUAAAUUCGAUUGCAAUUUCAUGCUAUAACAUUUCUGUAAUUUACGUAAGGGCCUAAUUGGGCCUUAAUCUGUAAGGGCCUAAUUGGGCCUAAAUCUGUAAGGGCCUAAUUCUAGAAGAUCUUUGAUCAGCUUGUUUUAGCACUGCAUGCUUCAUGUUUUGUUGCAAGGUUGUCAGGAUAACAACAUGCUUUGUUCGUAUUGGGCAUCAAUCGGUGAAUGUAAAAAGAACCCAAACUACAUGGUAUACAGUUGCCGCAAGAGUUGUAACGCUUGCAAAGGUAGGCAUAGUUAGUUACGACACAUUGUGGUAAAUACGUACUCUUAGAUCUAACCUACAACCUUGAAAGGUAUGAUCAAAUUUUAAUGAAGAGACACAGAAAUAGACUCUAUGCAUGUUUAGGCGUCGGAACCCAGUUUCUGACGAAUGUACCACCAAGACACUGACAAGACUAGAAUGCUCACACAAAAGCAACUAAAAAGUGCGGCAAAGAUAAAUGAAACGCGUGUUAACCGUCGUGUUUCCGCAACGGUUUCACAUAUUUCAUCCAAGUUUCCGUUUAAGAAUUCUUGAUAUUUUGUCCUGUGGUUUCCAUCGCACACUUAAGUACUGUAAUUUCUAUACUCACAAUGGUUCUACUUUGUACCUUUUUUUAACACCUCAGUUUACUGAUAGCAACUUUUUAUAUAUAUCUCAUAAAUACUUUAUCCACGAGUUGGCCAAAGGCGCCCUUUGAUUUUUAUCUUCAUAUGCUUACAGAGUUCCUUUAUAUACUAGAUCUGUUCUUUUGAUUUUGGUCCUAUUGCUUUUAACAUAAUAGCUCCCCCACCCCCUUAAUUCAGCGCCCUCCUUGAAGCGUCCCUCCUCUACGCCGAAAUUUCAAACUCGCGACCAGGCGCUUAUUCAGAAAUACGGUGUACGGAUAACUGAUGAUAUUUUCUCAUUUCAGCUUUUGGCAAUUCCGUCAAAUGGCCGUCGGGAAAAUACGGUCUACCUAUGACUAAAUCUGGUUGUCCUGGGGCUGACGGUUUCUCUUGGGAGACCGGAUAUAUCUAUCAAGAUUUGGAGGAUGACAAAAGCCUUACGGCGAAAUCUCCAAACUUUCACCUUAAUGCUUCAGUACUGAGUUCGGGAGAUGUUACUCAAAGCUUCUGCUUCAAGACAAUUACGACCGGUGCUGUUGAUAACGGUCGAUUUGGUUGGACUUACGGUCAAUACUGCGUUUAUAAAAAAGGCUCUUCAUGUCCAGGCUAUCUACGAGAAGGAAGCGUCUUGUGGGAUGAUGAAAACGGGAAACAUGGAAUAAAUUUGAAUUUCAAAUCUGGUACUGUCCCUGCUGGAACGUACAAAUCAGAUACUGAGAUAAGGUUUUGUUGUCAAGAUGUUGGAUCGUACAGCGAACCUAUCGAGCUGCCAAUAGACAAGCCUUUCUAUCUGAUAGCUUUUAACAGUAGGAACUGCCAAGAAGUUUUGAAAACAACACAUACGUUGGAGUAUAUACUGUAUGACACAGAGAAUGAUCACAAUCAUAACCGCGCGGUCUAUUCUUAUCCUUUUGGUGCGGAUCUUCAAAAUCCCUACAUUUAUUAUUGCUAUUACCAAGGUAAGCGAUGGUUUUCUGGGUUAUUUUUGCUUAAGGAAAUCUAGACAGACUGUAUGUAAAAUUACAAAACUUGUAGACUACUUGGGACUGAGACAUUGAAUCCCUUUCUAAUGGCCAGUUCCAUGACCUAAUGAUGAUUUGUGCCCAACUAACUUAUGAGGCCGAGGAAGUGAGUUUAAAGAGCUUGGGUUCGCACCUAGUUCUACUGGGUUGUGAUAAGCUUGCUGCAUGGUGCUUAACCAUAGAACUGGGUGUAGUGGAAAAUUCGAGUACAAAAAACUAAAUGGAAUAUUUAACAAUCUUCAUUCCCAACCUUCUUGGCAAGCCACCAAAGUUAGAAGAAGAGAAAAACUUCCUGAAAGCUUUGAUCAGAUUAAACUUUUAAUGCUGUUUCCCCAAUCACGGGAGGAAAAAACGGGUUCAAAAACGAUUUUUUUAUGGGCGUUGUGCAUAGUAUCUAUACUACCGUGACUCUGAAGAUAAAGGACCUCGCAUGGUGGCAUCAAAGUUCCUCUGCCCAUUCAUGGGUACAUAACUGUGCCGUGAAACUUCCACGAAAAAUUGGCAAAUUGUUAGAAGUAGCCUGUUAUGUUCUACAUUUCGUACGGGGGAGUAGCUUUAAUAAUCCUUGAUGUUUCAUGUUAUGAAAAGCGGGAAAACUUCUGGUAGUGUUACAGUUAUGUGACUUGAGGAAAUGGUUGUCGGUCAAAGAACGUCUCACAAGCUGGUUCGAUUCAUUUCCACGUAUUUUCUUUGCAGCGUGUAGACGGACCUUAACAGCAUUGAAUGGUUCCUUCUCAAGUCCAAACUAUCCAUCUCCAUAUAAGGAAAAGGCCUGGUGUGAGUGGCAUAUCAAUGUCCCCUGGAACUACAUAAUUUCAUUGACAUUUGUUGACUUCCGUUUGGAAACGAGUGAUAUGUGUCUCUUUCAAAGCUGUGAUUGCGACUAUGUAGAGAUACACGACAACUUUCCAAAUGGAACGUCUGAACUAACAGGGAAAUACUGUAUGGGUGUGGCGUAUCCGCCUGGGGAUAUCCGGUCAAAAACCAAUAACGUUACAGUUACAUUUACCUCAGAUGGUACUGUCCAAGACGUGGGUUUUAAGGCUGAAUAUCAUGCUCUCCAGCUCACAAGUAAGAAUAGUAGAUUGCUCUUUAUUAUAAAAGCUGUCAGCAAGGCUCUCCCCAAAUGGUCGAUGUUAUGAUAGUGAUCUGGGCAUUUGAAUUAGUUUGCUUGUUACAGAAUUAAGAUUUGAUCUUGUAUUAGUAAGUGUCUUGUUUCUGUAAUGUUUUAGAUUCGCCUAUUUAAGAAUAUAGCAAUUGACAAAGGCCAUCAAUCACACACACGCAAACUUACGUUAAUUCUGUAUUUCGUUUUUCCUCAACAAAGUACCAACAAGUACGGGGAGAACAACGGAUACCACGCAGAAAGCGACGUCAACCGACAUCACUUCUGUCAGUCCUACCACAGUUCCGAUUACUGGAGCAAAUUCCAGAGGCACAACAAGUGGAAAUGAUAAGUCUCCUACUGACGGAAAUACAGCAACACUUACUUCUUUAAGCAACAACAGCAAAAUUACAACUGGUACAACAAUCACACCAGCUAAAGAAUCCUCUACAGAACAAUCAACCCUAACAACGCGCUCAAGUAGGCAUUCAACAUCGCAAAAAGCAUCCUCAGUUCAUACCAAUCCAAACGGAUCGUUUACCUCCCCAUUUACGAACAUACCUGUGACAACACUACCAAUCAUAACUGAGGUGCCUCCAAGAACAAGGCCGCGUGAAACCACCCAGAGAACUUCAACCUCAAGGGUAACGAGUGGAGAACUCUUUCCACUAACCGAAUCAAGGAGUAAGGGGGAACCGAGAAACUCGAAUGGAGAAACCGAACAGAAGGCUGAAUACAAAAAUUCAAGAGCAUCGGGGAAAGUUCCCAUCAUUAUUGCUUUGAUAGCUUCGUUGGCUGCUUUAGCUGUGGUGGUAACAGUAGCACUUGUUUGUCUCCGUAGAAACUGGUAUGGAUAAUCGAUGACCUAUCGCAAAUUAGUCGAUAACUGAUCGCACAGUGACCAUGACUUCUCAUUACAAUGAAAGAAGUUAAGCGUAACGAUCAGAGUUCAAGGCAUAAUCAUUUGGGGUCAGUUCUGACGCUAAUGUUUCAACGGCAGUUUUGAGACAUACCACGAUGUAAUACCUUCACAGAUUUCCUAUCUUUAUUAAAAGAAAAAUAGGUGUGGACUUCCAUGAAAUAUCUUAGGCCUUUGAGGGACAUCAAACCAGUUGAGAAUCUUAAUAAAUGGCAGAUCCCUUGACGAUGCAAUGUUUGACACUGCUUUUGGGUGCGACAAAAUUUAAGGGAAAUCGGAAAUUCACAGCCGAAACACCUGUAAGUCACUCUGAGACGACGAGGCCUCCUUGUAGAGCACUAAACCUCGCCGAGAUUGAUUGCAAUUGACUAUGAAUCGCAGUCAAUACACUUCGCUGCCUUACAAAUCAGGCGAUGUCCUACGAAGAAGGUGGGCACUUGAGAUGCCCUGUAGUAUUGGCGAGCCCUAACACAGCUGAAGUCAGCGUUUAAGCGAGUCGAUUCUCUUGUUUGCUUCCUAAUUCUCCUAACACUGAUGUGACAUUACGGUGUAAAUUUUCGUCAAAAAAUCGGCAGCAAGCACAGCUACUAAAAACCAGCCAAUCACUGCGGAGCAUAGUUAUUCUUAAGUGGACAGGUAACCAGUCGAUCUAAUUCUCUGCAGAAAACUGGCGGUGUACAGUCGUAACGUCGAGGAAGUAUGUACAAAAGAAAAUAAAAUCCUUGUAGAUCUGUAGGUAAUGUUUUCUGUUACCAGUUUCAGCAGAGAAAAUGAGAGAGGAGAACGCUUCACCAAGGAAACGUUGACAAAGAAGGAACAAUUUAAUAUUUUAUACGAUAACAGGUACGACUAUUUUUCUAAUAUUAAAAGUGUUUAAGAUACCUAAAGCAUACCCGAGAAUAGCGAUUCCUUGAGGUGAUGAGAAUUUUUUGUUUUGUCUUUUUCAAAACAGGGAUUUUAUGGAUUCCUAUGACCAGUUUGCGGAUGAUGACGAGAUCAAAGAGAGUGACAAUCCGCUCUAUUGCAGCAGGUCAGAAAUGCACUAGUACUGUCCCUAACCAUAAAAGAUCUUUAAUUUGGUAACAUCAUAGAUAGUUUUAAUGGACCAAAUAGCUUAAUUUUUGCCACGUAUUAGUCCAGCUUCAUGUGUUUGUCAACGAUGACGUCCCAGUGUGCCUCAUCAUAGAUAGUUUUGAUGGAGCAAACAGUUUAUUUUUGCCAUGUGUUAGUCCAGCUUUAUGUAUUUGUCAAAGAUGAUGUUUCUGUAAAGUAUGAACAAAAAGAGGCUAUUAUGAAAAAAAUAGGCUCGAGGUGAAUCGUAAAUGUGACAGAACCCCAAAGCAAUCCUCCAAAGAAAUCUUGAAGGAUGAAGUACACAUUAACCAUACUUAUAAAAAUUAUGAAAUCAGUGAGAAUCACCGGAAACGCUUUUUUGCGGUGCGUUUGUUCACUAUUAAACGAUACAUGAAGCCAAAACGGAAAAACAGGUAUUUAAUGUGAACACUUGCCUAUCAAUACCGUGGCACGGGCUCGAUUCCUGUACUUAGCAUUACUAGUGGGUUACGUUGCCUUUGGUUCUCGCCCUUAAACCCACGGUGUUUCUGUAGGCUUACUGCUUUUCUGCCUUCCACAAACUGAGUCAACUAUCCUAAUUCUAAAGAAUUAGGAUAGUGACAAAGAAGAGCUAUUUUGUAAAUGCGCGCGGCUUAAUUUGAUUUAUUUUAAUGCUUUAUCAAAAGUGUAGUAUAUAUAAGAGUCGAGCUAGUGUGCCGCUGACCAAAUACUCUGUGAUCUGCAAAUAGUAAAAUAGAGCCAUACUCACGUUUCCAAUUCUCUUAUCACCUUCAGCAUCGAAACUGGACAAGACGAAAAAGAGAACAUUUUGUACGAAAGGUAAAUACCUUAAACAAUUAUCACAGCUGUUCUGUUCUUCUAGUUAGUUUUUUGGCGUGGCAUGACUUGAGUGAUUAUCUCGUUCCAGCAUGGAUGAUGUUUUACAAAGUGUAGAAGAGGCUGAAUGCAUCAAUCCGGUGUAUGAAGGGUCAGUGUUCCAUUAUCAGUUCUAAACGUAGCCUUGGUUUUGCUGCCAUGCAUGAUUGGGGAGGAAGUUGCGUUGUAAGAGAAUACUUGGAUACAUAUGCAUCCUACUAGAACCUCAGUUAAUGAUAUAACAUAAUAUUGAUCUAUAAAAAUGUUUCUUCUUUACAUCGAGAACAAACUUAUCGCACUUGUUUCAAGCUGGGUUUCGCUACCUUAUACGGGCAAAGAUUUGUCACGAUCAUACUCAUACAAGACAUUGUAUAAUCUCUUGCUCUUUAUAGACCUUACGCAACGAUUCAACCAUGCAGUAGUAACAUCAUUCAUUUCAUUGGUUUAAACAGGAGAUCAUACCUUAUUGGUCCGAGGUUGAAAUAAAAAGUCAUUCAAGAGUAAAUUUCAUCAUGUGAAAUUAUUUCAAUAAAUACAUUUUUUGAUGUUAAUAAGUUAAACAAAAGCGCAAUUAAAGGGAAGGAAAGAGUAAUUAAUAACAUUUUUAAACUGCCAUUUUUUCUCUCGAUUUCAGGAUGGUCUAAUAUAUGUGUGACGACUGUGGACUGAAAGUAUACUUCGUUGAUUUUCAAUUUUUAGGCUUUCCGCAAGAUAAUAGACGCGUUGAUUGAACUUAAAUUUGCAAGUGCAAAACAGCCAUGGUGUGGUCAGACAAUACUUUUUCAAGACUUCAUAAUCAGACAUGUUUCAAUAAUGUCCAUUUAGAUAAAUCGACGUUGCUUAUUGGAAACGUCUUACUUACAAACAAAGAAUCUGAUCCUGAGUGGAAGGCACUUGAAGCUUGUGAGCUAAAUCUCAUAGCAACUAUACCUAGCCCUAAAUCAUAACCAAGCAAGCAAUGAACGGCUAUGUCAAGGCUAAUAGUUGGGUGUCAUUAUUAAGUAUGCCACAAAGCCAAACGUUGAAAGCAAGGCAAAUUCUAAUCGGUUUUUUAUUCCCUCGUAAAGGAAUCUCUUCAGUCACAAAUAAGUUGCAAUUCAUACUUUCACCUUUAAAUAAGGUAACAAGGAAGGAAUCGACCACUCCGUCGUCAACUACAGGAUAACAGUUAAUCGCCGAUGAAACUGAUCUUCUAGUAAAGAAAAUUAUAAGACUUGCAAUACACCCUUUUUUCGGUCAAAAUGGCAACAGCUGUUGAUGUUUUUAUCAGCCUUGCGUUAAGAGAGGCAACGGGCUGUACUUUGUCUGGAGAAGGGAGAUAGAAACGCCACCGUUUUGCUUCAAGGCACUAGAUUAUUCUGAUCACCUAAGUCUUUACCGCAAUUCCUACAUGAGUGAUGUUUUCAUAUACAACUGAAGGUGGACCAGCUAAAGAAAGUGUUCCUUUAAGAACAUGGAGAAAAAAAAAUCGGCAGUAACGAAUAAAGCACUAAAGAGAAAAGAAUCUUUGUCUGAAAACUUCCGAAGAGGAAAAAUUAAAUUUUAAUUAACCGAGGUGAGGUGUUUCUUCGCCCUCCGGGCCGAUUUCAUAUCAUCACCACGCGAAAAUGACACAAAUUACUCUACUGAAUAUGUUUAACAUUUCAACACUCCCAUAGAGUUUUUAGCUUGUGAUACGACUCCCUGCUAUCUGGAAAAACAUAGCGAACAAUACAUAUUACGGUGAUAGCCAGAUAGUGGUCAUGCUACCAAAGGGGAAAACAUUUUCAAAUUCAAGUUUCUGCACGUUUGGCCCAAAUAUGACAACCAGUUUUAUUAUAAAUUCUCCUGUAUUCAAUUUCAAAGUUCAUCCCCAUAUCGAAUUGAUUUGAGUUAACAUGUGUCAAACCUAAUUCUUAAAUCCAUUUAUAUAUCCCACUUACUUGGUAAAAUCUACCUAAACUCGUCCUCUUAUCGAUAGUUCUUUAUUCAAAUUUCACACUGAUCUAAUUUGAUUAACAAACUGCACGCAGCUCGUCUUUGAAAUCAGCUUUGGCAUUGUUCAGAAUUGAGACAUGACGGUUCUCGCGACAUCGAAAUAUGUAAUUUCGCAUUUUGUAAUAGUUUGAUUUCGUCGAAAACACAAGAUCAAGUUCCCAAAUUCAAUUAAAUUAACGAGGAUAAAAUUGUCACAUUCCUGUCAUUUAAACACAAUGCGGAAAUUGUCAGAAGAUUUAAUAGUUUGCUUUGACGCGUGAUAAGAAUACUCGAAACAAGUCAUAAAAAAUAGAAAAUAAAAUUUAAACUCUGUUCUUCCAUUGAAUAUCGAUUUUCCAUCAAGCCGCAAGGCAAUCGAUUAAAAUUUGAUCAGCCCUGUUAAAGGACAGAACGUCAGUGAGGCCGGGACAUUUAAGGACGUGAUCAUUGUGAAGUACUCAAGCUAAUUUCCUGUUUACUUUGCUUAUGUAAUAACAAGGUCACGCAUGAAUCGUAUGACUGUGACCAACCUCGAUCGCGAAGAGAAGAAGCUGUCAUCGAUCGAUAGGGUCAGCUCGAGUGAAUAAAAUUGCAGUUACCUUCAAGCCUGGGUAAAUAGAUUUUAACCAACGAGGAACCGAUGGGAAAAAAACACAAAACAUGGUUCGCACUUUGUUGAUUUCACGACUUUUACACGUUCUUCCCAGAACGGUAGGAUUUCUGUGUCUCAGCUGUCUUGCUUUAGAAGGUAUGUGCUCAAACUUAUUCUCUUUCGUGUUUGACGCGGACGGUGUCAACAACACUGAUUUAUGUGUUUUUGUAUCUAGGGUCUGAAUUUUGGAUACAGAAUUGAAAAAUGUAUUAACUACGAAUUUUGACACGGUAAACUUUGAAAGGCCCGGCAUAUAUCACCGAGCUACGGUAAAAUAAUUUUCAGGCCAUUUAUCGAAAUUGAAAGCGGCUUAUGCGUAGAUGUUUCAGUAAAAAUCUAAGAAUCACUUCUCCCGAGUUUAAGAUUUUAUCAUUAUAGAGACAGUGCUUCCUAUAGCCGCCCUUAAUCGCAAAAUUCGAUGAGAGGAAUUGAAAAAAUAAUGUGACAUUCCUCACAAGAUGAAUGUUUUCUUCCUUCACAAAUUAACUUGGGCAAUGAAACCCAGCGGGUAGUACCGUGCUGAAAAAAGCACAGACGCAUUAAUUUCUGAUUAUGCAAAUUUCAGCCACCUAACUAAUCAAUAUUUGUCUCGCAAGAAUGGCCUCCGUCUAAAUGCUCUCAGUUGUAUCAUAAAACAGGGCGACGUGAUUGUCGUAAAGAGCGUAAUUUUCACAUUCGUCGAGCUUCUCCACCAUCGAGCACAAUGUUCAAAGUUCUUCAUACCUUUACAACAACAACAACAAAAAAAAUUCAAGUAUCCCCUGCAAGAGUUUGCCACAAUUCCCUUCGAGACAGUGAAAAUAAAUCCGCAGGGGUUUUCAACUAUUUAUGUAAGUUCGGGAUAGGUUGAACAGAAAUCGACUCGCAAUUUUAGCUCUGAAAUAAGCUAAACCUUUAUCUUAAUUCUCCACAGUUUGCUGUACCGCAUUAUAGCCGUCAGGAAUGUAUGGACUACCCAUGCCAAAAAGUGGCUGCCCAGGGGCAAAUGGAUUUCAAUGGCAAACAGGAUACAUCUACCAGGAUCUCGAGGACGAGGAUAGUGUUACUUCUGUCUCUCCGAAUACUCAGCUCAAAGGCCGGGUCUCGGGUGAUGUCGAUAUGUAUUUCUGCAUAAAGGACAACAUAUCAGCAACAGUCGAAAGAAAUCGAUCCCGAUGGCCUGCGGGGGAGUACUGCAUCUAUCAGAAAGGCUCUGAUUGUCCAGAUGGACUGCAGAGUGGGUUUAUAUUAUGGGAUGACGAAAACGGUGCUGGCGGAAUAAACAAAAACGCCCAUGCCGGCGUUCUUCCAAGAGGAGUAUUUGAUAACGACACAAAGAUAUUCUUUUGCUGUAAGACCACCAAUAACGGAUAUAAAGAGCCAAUAGAUCUUCCUUUUGCGUCUCCCUUUUACUUGAUGGCGUUUAGACGGCGUUGCCAAGAAGUUCUGUACACCAUACAUAAGAUGGAAUACAUUACAUAUGACACAGAAGAUGAUCAUAAUAUAGACAAGAAAUCGUUCCCAUAUCCCUAUGGAGCUGACUUCUACGUGCCGAAAAUACGUUACUGUUACUAUAGAGGUAACAGGCUCUCUUAUCAUCAAGUUGUGGUUUGUAGCAACUAGUAAUGAUAAAAAAACAUCUGAUAGGCUGGAGCGCUCACGCAGAACCAAGUCGAGAAAUGAAGCUUCAAAUUAUGCUUGCUACACCUGCGACAGGUUACGAAUUUUUGCAAAUGUCGUAGUCUGUAUGGCAGUCUUUUCCCUGUCCUUUACACAAAACAGGAAAAUGGAGUAAUGCAAAGGCGUGGGGCGAGAUCCAUAUGUAUACGCUUGCUACCCACUUGGGUCAAGCUUCUCAUGCUAAAAAUUGCUGAAAGGAAACAAACGGAGUCAGAGAGGGACGGAUAUGCGUCCCUCCUGUCUGUUGUCAGCUCUCUUGUUGGAUUGAUUUUGAAGGCCAACCACUCAGUUUCCAUCCUACAAUGCCACUAAUAUUUCAUCUUCGGAAUAAGGCCUGGAUGUUCACGCUUGUGUGACCCGAUCGGUUUUCGACUUUCUUACCUUAUCUCCUUCCUCCAUAAGCCUGCCUGUAACGAUCCGAAAGAAAAAAAAUUAGUUUUUUUUUUAGCUCGAAUAGAUCAACUGAAGGCCGUCAUCGACACGAAAUGCUCGUAAUGACAGUAAAAGGCAGUUGUCUUGUAAACGAAUCCUCCAAACCCGAACCUCACUUAAUAAGGCAAUGUUCGAUGGAUGUGGUCUAUCAAUCUAAGUGUACCGUAAUUUUCAAAAGGGAAAACGGCUUAAGACUUUCUAUAUGUUAAAACGCUAACGUUAGGGACUCAAUACAAUAUUUUAACCCUUCAACGUAGUAGACUUCACUGGGCGACACCCUUAAACAUCGGGGUAGAAUUAUUGGUCAAUGUUUACAUAUUUUUUCACAACUUAGUUUUCCUUACAUUCGAACAGAGUGCACACAGACAAUGACAGCACUGAAUGGCACAUUCCACAGUCCAUACUAUCCAAAAAACUAUAACAACAAGGCCUGGUGCAAGUGGCAUAUUGAAGUCCCUUGGAAUUACGUUAUUCUGAUCACUUUUGAUGACGUCACAUUACCAGCAAUCCGAGACAUUUUACUCCCGCGGUCCGCGAGGUCAGUAGUUUCUUCAGGUUCUACUGUUCAUGCGCUAUGGCGUCAGAUUUCAUGUAAACAUGGAGCGAAGUAGAUUUCCGCGGAGGAAUCGAGUUGAUUAUAAAGCACUAAAUGUUCUUUCUACAGUGGAUUUAGAAGUUCAUUUGAAAGGAAGGAGAAAAUUUAAAAGCGGAUCUAAAGUUUAUUUUGUGGAGAGACUUAUCAGCCGGCGAAGAUUGAAGAACGAGGUAUGUGUAUUGACCCUUUUAUGUUCCUGCAGCUAUAUUUUACUUCGGAUGAAAUUUAUACUACAAUCGAAGUAAGUUCAUAAACAGCUCUAUCUCGCUAUUCGAGAUUCUUGAACGCAUUGCUGUUUUAUAUAAGAAAGAGGAGAUUCAGUGACCUUAAGUUGAAAUUCUAGGAUUUCUUUUCGAAAUCGAGCAAAACAUCAGACAUUUUUGACGAUUCAGACUGGAAUGAGCUCACAGUGAUACAAGUUUUGUUUUUUAUAAUUGGCGCGAUUUGGCGCUUGUAGGAGUCUGCAGAUUGUUAAAACAGCGGUAAAAGCGUGGAAAUGCUAGGCUGCUAAGCUGAAGUAAAUAUGGCGACUUUUUUCACGAAGAAAACGAUGGAAAGUGGUCGUUCUUCGCGUCCUACAGGACAUUCGCGAGCUCAGGUAAAGGUUACGUCUAAUAGUGAAAAAGCCCUAUUUUCAAGAUUGAUUUGCGGCCUCCUAUUUUAUCAUGGAAGGCUUUAUUUAACGUAUUUGAAAGAUCGUAAACUGAAGAAAAUUUUGAGGGGUCGGCACCGAUGAAAGCAUGAAACACACGGACAGCUCAAAGCAUGGAAGUGAAGGUAAGUGAAGGUAUUUGGAUGAAACUAUAAAGGAAGUACAACCGAAGAUCUUUGUUAUUUUACCUCUAUUCCGCGGCUCGACGAAUAAACGAAACGGUGAAAAAACUUUCGCUUCGUAGUGCAGUUGCAUAUUAUUUAUCAACGAGAGGUCGGCACGUAGAAUUUAAUUUAUUUAAACUGCCAAAAAAUAAGAUUUUAUUUCAGAUCCCAUACAUUUCUUUGUAUCUUCGGGAAGCCAUUUUGAAAGUAAUCUUUGAUUGACGUACGGUAUUUGAGACGCAAUAUGACUCGCAUUGCUGGUAAUGGUUUAGAGUGGAUUUGCUGUUGGUGUGACUUUGUCAACGUGUGGGAAACAUCAAUGAACGGAACAACAACUUUGAUUGGUUCAGUCUGCGACAUGACAACGCCUCAAUUAAAUUCCACUGGUAACAAUGUUACAGUUAUUUUUCGAUCAGAUGAUACUCUGUCAGGCAAAGGAUUUCGUGCCAGGUACCAAGCUAUAAAGAUUGGGGGUAAGCCUAAAAAAACCUCAAACAUUUAGACAUCAGAUAACUUUCAUAGCUACAUUUGACUCUCUCGAAAAAGGGUGAUGUCUUUGUACGCUUUAAUUUUCCAGGUUAUUUGCCUUUUGAUAAAGCGAUUGGAGACGGAUGUGCUUACGAAAGGCAAAAGUAUACAGUAGCCUUAACAUGAAACUGAGGUUUUGAUAUGAUUUCUAAGGCUUAACUUAAAAACCAUUGACGAAAAUACGUUAAAAAGAAAUGGAAUUGUCAGUGCGUAGCAUGGAGUGACCUCAAGGUUCAUAGAAGUCCCGUCUUUUUGAGGAAAAGGUUAUAAAUACCUCACACUAACCGAGUUGAUGGUUCAUACUUAAGUUUUCUCCGCUGCGAUUUGCUCUUUGGCCACGAAAGUCAUAACUUUUUUGAAGUUACUUCGGGGAAGGGAAGGGGUAAAAUGAGAGAUUUUGUCCACAUAAACAGUUUUCUACUUUAACGAGCUGCUCAGUAGAGUACAGCUCGCAAAAUUGACCGAUAUAAGAACACGCAAUAACUGUGAUGAUAGCUAUUAGUUUAAAGCGAAUAUGCAAUCUAAUCAGAAUGUCACAAUCUGAUUGGCUACGCUACCCGCUAUCUAUUGCGUAAUAGAGAGUAAGUAGAGUGACUAGCAUAACAGCAAGCGGUUGCAAACAUAAUAACAAAAAUAUGCGCUUGGGUUGUUGUUACGUUUUAAAUAACUAGACGAUUUUACUUUAAAAAAUACUUCAACAUUCACUCUCGAUUUUUAUACUGAAUAGUUCAGUGAUUCGGGCUUUGCCCACAUGAACACUAUAACGUGAUAGAAAUCUUAUAAUCAAGUACAGCGUAGUUUAACCAAUUAGUGGAAGAUAAACUGACAUGCCCCCAAAUAGCAAUAAGCUGGGCUACGGAUCCUAUUCUAGAAUAUUCUGUAUAUGCCACAAACAUAAAAAUAUGCUACUUUUCUUAACACAGCAGCCAAAACAACUACUAGCACAACCCUUGCCUCAACUCAGACAAACAUGGUCAAAGAGAAAGUAAUCACAACGUCAUCAAGCGAAGAGACCACUCAAGAGAUAUCUUCUACAAGAGAGAGCAAAAUCAGCUCUCAAGAAAAAAAAGAUCCCACCUCCAUGACGAGAGGAGAAGGUUUGUCUGACACCUUGGACGAUGGAAGAGAGUCUGAGUCAAACACCUCCCUAAUUGCUGGAUUGACUGCAGCUUUGGUAGUAAUUUGUGCGAUACUCGCAAUAACUUUGUUUUGUUUUCACAAAAAGCGGUAAGUUCAACUUUUUGUUAUCAAUACUAUAUCCUUAACCCUUUACCUCCCAUGGGUGACUAAGAAAGAAUUUUUCCUUACAAUAUAAAUACAAUAUCAUGUGUAGAAGUGAUGAGAAUAAAGAAAAAUAUCAAUUAGGGGAUUAUAAGUUGAUCCAAUAUCAAAUUGUUAUCAUGAGAAUUGUUAAGCAGACAGUAAGGAUAAUCACAAUAAGAUCUUGGGAGGUAAAGGGUUUGUUUAAGCAAACAGUAAAAAUAAUUACGUUUUCUCAUUUAAAAUUAUGAAGUGCCAAUGUGGAGUUUUUCCAACUUCGCAAGCGUACAUAGCAAGUCGUAUAGGAAUCUCUCGUAAUUUACUAUUCUGAUCUCAUUUUGAACUCAACUAUCGAUUGUGAAUAGCACCUUUUGUGUGAGCUAGAUGUACGGAAUAUCUUUACAAAAGUUCGCACACAGUUAGUGAAUCAAACUAUUUGUUUCAUCCAGUUUUUCUGUUUUGGAUUUUCAAAUUUAUUGCAGACGUAGUAGGGAAAAUCAAAACAACCGGAACACACCUGCAGUGAGCUUUCGACUGGACGAGAAAGCAGUCGCCAUUUACGCCACCCCAACGGAUGUGUGUAAGACGAGGUAAAACCUGUGAAAGUUUGUGGCCAGGGUUACAAUUUGACAUUUCUUUGUCACUGAUGGUCGUGUUACUUCUACUUCACUACCUACAUCUACCGUAAAUCCUAAAAUUGUCGCGCCCGGUGAGCCUUUUUUCAAAGUCAGGUUGAGAGGGAGCAACGGGGCUUGUAACAUGUGUGUGUAUAUGAAGAAUAUUAUCAAAUACAUGUUUGUUUUUUUGUUUUCAGUUCUGGCUAUGAUGAUGAAGAAAAUGAUAAUCGUUACAUACGUGUCGACCCGCCUGGAAUGUAUCAUAACAGGUUAAUCUAUUUUGCCAAUUUUACUGAUCAAAUCCAACUCUCAAAUUGUACGCUUUUUCACAAAAUGUGAUUCCAAAUUGCUUUCUCUCAGCGAUGACACAGUGAAGGAAAGCGACAACCCAUUGUACGAAAGGUGAGUUUGUAUUUCAUCUCUUCAUGAAGCUCAGUUCACCUUCAGUAUUUUAUUUUAAUAAGUCAAAACUGUCUGUGGAUCUUAAGGAUCGCUGUGUGGCACAGGCAUGGUUAGCAAUAUUUCAGGCCACAAAGAGGAGUGGUCCAUCCAAAUUAAGCUACAAUCUUGACCAAACAUUAUCAAGACACCCUCCUAAAAACACACAGAGAAAGUCCAUACUUUAAAGUCACUGAUGUACACAUUACAUAACUCAGUAAUGUUCGCGAUUUAAAAGUGAUAAGCCAUCAAUGUUGACGACGGGGGUAGUAAUUAAAGAGGUUUAAAUUUAUAUCCAAAGGGGAAGGUUGAAAGAACUCCAAAACAAAAAACAUGAUAUUUGCGUGCUUUCACAGAAGUUUCCGCAACCAAUUUUCUAAGGAGUUAUAACCUGAGCUAUAUGAAUCCGUCUUUAGGGUAAUCGAAUCAAAGCGUUCUCGAAAUAUAGAAGUACUCAGAAAUAUUUUGGUCCCUGAUUUUAAAAAUAAGGAGCAUUCUAGUGUCGAAAAGUAAUUCCCAUCAUCAUCACCUUAACUACAUCUCAGUUACGCAUUAGGUCAAACUAUCAAUUAAUCACUAUUCUUUGAAAUUUUGAAUGAACUCAGAGAAGUAGGAAGAUCUUUGCCUGUAUCUAGUUUUGUUUUGUUUUUCAAUUUUAAUGUUAAAUUAUUCGUUUAUUGAAAUUUGUCUUGUCUUUAAUCAACAGUGAUAGUAUGGCUACCUCUGCAAGAAAUCCCGUCAGACAAAGUGAAAAUCCUCUCUACAUAGGCGGGUUAGCCAAUUAGUAUUCAUACUUUAUAUUUUUUGAACGACAAGAUUGGUUGGUUUGUUUAUUGUUCGGUAAUUUAUAACUGUUUUUUGUUCUCUCAGUGCUGAAAGCGGGAAGACAGCUGAUGCGGGAAUGUAUGAAAGGUAGGGAAGUAUUCCUCUCUACCUAACACCAGCCUUGGAACAGAACAGUGCCCCCUAAACCGACCAAUCCCAGCAUGCGUCGUUACUGAGAGACAAAAUCUGAGAAACACGAUCAAGAAGCCUGCUCUGAAACAGGAGUUCACUACAGAUAGCAUGUUCCUGAUUUUCCGCUUAAAAAAUACACAUUCAUCAAAAGUGAGCUACGCAUUAAAAAGCAAAACUACCAAAUGAUUUCAUCAAAUGAAACGUUCAUAAAUUAAAUAACAUUGUACCAAACUCGUUCUCCCUGCGACGGUCUUUAAUUGAGUAAACCGUAACUAGAUUCAAAAGCCAUGGUUCCUAACAACUGCCCCCUCCCCUCCCCCCACCCUCUAAGGCUUCAAAUACUUUUUUUUUUUAACUUUUGUUCUCUAACUUUUUUCAGUUUGGAUCAGCGUGACCCAAAUCGUGAUGAGGGCAUCUACAGUUCACUAUACGAGAGGUAUCUAUCAUAGAUUUAAGUUAAGUGCUUGCCAAUAUCCCACCCUACCAUAAAUCCUCUGGUAAAUCACGGACCAAUUGCAAUGAGUGUCCCCCUUUAUGAAUGUCAUCCAGGCACAUGGCAGCAAAUUAUCACAAAUAAUUUAAAAUAUUAGAAUUUACGAAGUUCUAAGGUACUUGGUAAAAUUUCUGGUUUGCUAUGAAGACGAAAAGUCAACCUUAACGCUUUCCUUUGGCGAUUUGUAAGGAUUCAUAAAUACUUCGGAAUACUGAGCACCGAAAAAAAAUUCUGCCAUUUGCCCAAAACUGCAUUGCUUUAAUCUGUUUUCUUUCAUUUAUUGAAUAAACUACACAGUGAAAGUUUCAAAUAAGAUUAAAAUGUUAUUCUCAUUCUUUUGCAUUUUAGGAUGCCUUUAACUUGAAAAAGUUUCAAGGAGCCUGUUACAAGGAAUGACAUCUCUUACUACUAUAUGUAGCUUUUUGUUAUGUUAAUCUCUACAAUCAAAGACAAGAAGAUUUGCAGUACAACUGCUAAUUAUUCAUUAAUUUAAGAGAAGCAAUUUGUUUCACAGAAACAUGUAAUCAGCCCCUAAACAAAUAGAGGCAUGUGUCGUUGUAUAAUCGCCUUUGCAGCCGC
Pocillopora meandrina is the source of this 26545-nucleotide messenger RNA. NCBI's taxonomy places the organism in Eukaryota, Metazoa, Cnidaria, Anthozoa, Scleractinia, Pocilloporidae. The record is from the annotation of a GenBank genome assembly.